Molecule: messenger RNA, 1344 nt
Organism: Toxorhynchites rutilus septentrionalis
Lineage: Eukaryota; Metazoa; Arthropoda; Insecta; Diptera; Culicidae
Exons: 4
Coding region: 656-1024 (122 amino acids)
Biological process (GO): regulation of GTPase activity; signal transduction
Molecular function (GO): GTPase activator activity
Source: RefSeq, a predicted model, not a curated record
AAUCUUUGGUAAGCCAAACAUUAGUAGAAUGUACAAAUUUUCUGUAAAUAUUACCGACCGUUAGUAAAAUAAAUGUCAGAUGCAAUACACAUCCCUACCAACGAUUGGUAUAUUUUACUGUGCGUUAUCGGUAGCUUUGACAAUUGUCAUCCCUGGCAACCGCGAAAAACUACCUGUCAUCAAUUCAAUUUUCCGUGCUGAUAACAACAAUAAAGGUAAGUUCUUUUGAAUAAUUUUUAAACAUUGCAUAUCAACGUUUGUUUGAUGGCUUAUUAUUUCAUUUCGUUGCUGUAUUGUAGGUUUUCACAUAUGGUCCACCUAAUCGCGCAUAGCGCAGAGAAACCGAUUCACAGUGGUGGUACUUUGCGAAUCACUAGUGGAGGUGGAGGUAUCGUGCUAGGACUAACCGGCGAAGAUGGUGAUAACUUGGCCGAUAAACACCCGCAUGAUUUGGUGGACUAUUCUUUUUCCAAGCUGGUUUAAUGUGAUAAGUGUUAGCAGUACUUACGGGGGCUGAUACAUCAGUCGGACGGUAGAGUUGACCAACCGUAGUCAGCAGGUCUUUGAGCUUGGUCUUCGCCAGCAGUUUAACGUGGCCAAGUUGCCGGCGCCGCAGAUUGUCAUAAUACUUUGCAACGAGAUCGAACAGAAAGCGAUGUGUUACUUGAACCUGGAUCUGUACAAGCUGUAUCGAACGACGCCGCCGAACUACGACGAGGUUAACAAACUGCGUGACUCACUCAACGAAAAUCUAAUCAACACCGAUCUGAGCUGCUACUCACCGGAGUGUGUAGCCACGGUGCUAAAGAAGUUCUUACGGGAGCUGCCCGAUCCGAUCAUUCCGGUUAUGUUUUACGACAAACUCGUCGUAGCCUCAAAAAUUACCGAUGAUGCGGUAGCAGUGGCUUUGCAUUUCCAGGAUCCGCAAAUUUACCACAACAUGACGCUCAAUGACUUUCAACGCUUCUGGCUGGUUCGUCACUUUUACCUUCCAUUUUGGAAGAAUGUCGGGAGUGAGAAUUGAACUCGUGAUCUUGAGCGUGAGAAGUAUGGAUGUUACCUCCACGCCAGAUCGGCUCCAUUUCCUAUAAUACUGAUACAAGUGUGGUGCCAUAUUCUAAUGCGUCCUCCUUGAGAGAAAAUUGUUCAAGUCGUGUAUAACACGGAAAACAACUUGCGAAUAAUGGAACUGUUGCUCUAUAAGCUGGACUGGAACAAAAAAACUACCAGAACUUCUGUCUGCUCCUGCGGUACCACCAUGGAAAAUCUCCCGAUGUACGGCUGUAUUAGAGAAGCAGCAUCAGCAGCAAAUACCCGGUUCAUCCACUGUUUUACCAGCAGCAU